Molecule: messenger RNA, 2228 nt
Organism: Plectropomus leopardus (leopard coralgrouper)
Lineage: Eukaryota; Metazoa; Chordata; Actinopteri; Perciformes; Serranidae
Product: cytosolic phospholipase A2 gamma-like
Biological process (GO): glycerophospholipid catabolic process
Cellular component (GO): nucleoplasm; cytosol; nuclear envelope
Molecular function (GO): calcium ion binding; calcium-dependent phospholipid binding
Source: RefSeq, a predicted model, not a curated record
CAGGCCCAAUGGUGUCUGUGCCUGCCGGUGUCUGCCCACAUUUGACGAAAGCCUGAGUAGCUCCAUGAAAAAAGGCGUAACUUUAACACCAGCAACAUCUGAUCAGAGAACUGUAACGUUAACUGUAACUAUAGAGAAGUCUUAAGAAAGCAGGGUUUACUUCUAGCAUUUUAUUUAACAUCAAGCAUUGUUUCCACAUGCCCCAACAUGCUGACUGGAAAUACAAGCUGUGCAGCCUCUGUGAUUUUCCUCUGGCUUGUGACUUCAGUGGCUCUGGUAAAAGCAGUGGACAACAUCGAGGGGAAUGCAACUGCUGUUGAGAAACCCAUCCGUCAGUCCCAGUCUUUGUGUGCUGGUGAGCAGGAGUAUGUUGACGAGAGAAAACAAGUAGUCCUGGAGUCACUCAACAGGCUGGGAAUCAACUGUUCUGCAGACUCGGUCCCCCACAUGGCUCUGUUGGGAUCAGGUGGGGGCCAGCGGGCUGCUGUGGGUCUGAUGGGUUCCCUCUAUCAAAUGAAAAAGGAAGAUCUGUUGGACACACUGCUCUACCUGGGAGGAGUCUCUGGGUCAACCUGGUCCAUGACCUCCAUCUACAGUGACCCUCAGUGGAGCACCAACGUGGACGCAGCAGUGUCCAGGCUGUCAGGUCCUGGGGUCGAUCUGGACUAUGCUUUAGUCUGGCUGGAUGAAAAGGCAAAGGAGGAAUAUUUCUCUCUCACUGAUGUCUGGGGAGUCUUGACCUCUGCUGGGAUCAUGAAACAGAUGGACCUACGACAUUUGUCAGAUGAGAUGUACAGAAAUGCUACCAACCCUUACCCCAUCUACAGCGCCAUGGAGAAUGACUGCUCCACAGGGAAUUGGUUCGAGAUGAGCCCUCAUGAGGCUGGUUUCACAGAGUUGGAUGUCUUCAUUGAAACGUCUCUCCUUGGCAGCAAGUUCAAGAACGGAGAGCUGCUGGAGAAGAUGCCAGAGAUGGACAUAGUCCAAUUACAAGGUAUUCUAGGUUGUGCGUUGGCUGAUAAGCAGGCCAUCAUCAACUACAUCCCUGCUUGGCUGAAAGAGGCUGAAUUCAGAGAUGCUGCUGCUGAAGAGUACCUUCGUGUAUACAAUAUCCAAGAUCAAUUCUUAGACCUGACCAGAAGCACCAUUAAUGAUCCUGUUGCUCUGUCUGAGCUGGACCAGCUACAGAAAUUGCUAGAAGAGUAUGUAAAUCAGGACAAGACAGCAAUGCUUUUGUCAAGGAGUACGGAGGAGACGAGAAGUCUUUUUCAGGGCUGGAGUCUGGGACUGGUGAAUACAGUCGAGACCUGGAGCCACAGCUUGGAGAAUGCUACCCUGAAAACACAUGCCACUCUGCUUACUAAGUACGUCCUUCCCAAGAUAUUGAAAUGGGAGUGGGGAACAACAGCAAACUUUCUCCACCAAUACCAAGACUCUACGGUUCCAUCUUGCCUGAGCUCUAAUGAAAGAAUCCACCUGGUGGACGCUGGAUUUCUGAUAAAUGUAGGCUACCCUCCAUUUCUGGGAGACAAGAGAGACAUCGACCUAAUCAUUGCACCAGAGUACAGUGCUGGAAACAUGUUUGAGACUCUGACUCUUGCCAGAGACCAUGCAGCUGAGAUGAAGAUGCCUUUCCCUGAGAUAGACGACAAGAUCCUGGAGGACAGAGACUGGCCAAAGGACUGCUACGUGUUUGAGGGAAAAGAGAAUGAGCCCACAAUCAUCUACCUCCCGCUCUUCAACAGACAAAACUGCAAAGAUGCAAAGGAAUUCAAAGUGAGGAUGGAUGACUUCUCCACCUUCCAGCGUCCCUACAGCCAGGAGAAGAUUGAGUCACUGUUGGAGGUGGCGAAAGCCAACAUAAAGAACAACAAGGAAACUCUGCUGAGGGAGAUUAACAAGGCUGUUCUCCGCCGACACAACAAGAGGUCAUCUGUGCUGAACUAGAUCUCUGAUUCUUGUUUCAUCAUGAUUAUAAAUGAGAUAUAGACUUUACUGUGCAUGAGUGUAAGCUCUGAGCCUCAGGUGGCAGAGAAAACACAGCAUGACACAACCAAUAUGCAAUCAUGUAAUGUAACAACAUAUCGUAUCUUUUUACCUGUACAUUAUGUACGCUAUGUAGCCAAAGUACACAGAUAUCCACUUUUUCAUGUCUUAGCUUAGCUCUCUUAGUUCCAAUGAAGGGAGAUAAUGUUCCAGCAAUAAAUUGCAACAAUUUAUUUGAAGAA